Molecule: messenger RNA, 639 nt
Organism: Dictyostelium discoideum AX4
Lineage: Eukaryota; Evosea; Eumycetozoa; Dictyosteliales; Dictyosteliaceae
Exons: 2
Coding region: 1-639 (212 amino acids)
Source: RefSeq, a predicted model, not a curated record
AUGGCAGAAAUUGGAAAAUUAAAAAUAGCAACAUUAGUAUUGGUAUUUAUAUCGAUAUGUCUAUUGGUUGCAGGUAUGGCAACCAGAUGGUAUUACAUUAAUUAUGCAGAUACCGUAAAUGGUAUAACAUAUGACAUUUCAAUGUAUUCACCUAAAAUAGUUUCAACAAUAGAAACAUUAACAACGUCAAGUACUUCAGAUAAUAUGGAUUGGGGCGAUUUUGAUUUAAAAAAUACUCGUAAUAUAUUUAAUACUGGAUUAGCAUUUUCAGCAUUUGCAUUCAUGAUUGGAUUUUUUAUAAUUAUAAUUACAAUUUUAAAUCAAAUUGGAAUUUUAAGAAAUGAAAAGAUAUGGACAAUCGCAAGAUUUAUGGUAAUUGGUAUGUUGAUUUGUACAUUUAUUUCAGUUUGUGUUAUGGCUGGUACAACUAAAGCAUUUGAAAAGGAUGAAGAUAAUGGUACAAAAUUCAUUUAUUGUGUGAAAACUUGUGAUUCAAAAUGGAGAGGAACUGUUAGUGUUGGUGGUUUGAUUGUAAAAUUCGGACCUGGAACUGGUUGGAUUUUAGUUAUCAUUUCAUUAUUUGUUGAAAUCACUGCAACUAUUUGUGUUGUUUUAAGUUUUAUUUCCAGACCUGAAUAG